AUGUCCCAAUCACCCAAGAUCCUGUCUGUGGAGGAGCUACCCACCUCCGAUGCCAAAUGGAUCACUUUGAAGAAGAUACACUGGAGCGACCCGGACGGGAAGCAGAGGACUUGGGAGUGCGCAGAAAGAACAACGAGAGGCUCUUCCGGCAUUGACGCCGUCGCCAUCCUUGCCGUCCUUCGCUCAGAGACAAAUGCCUUCCCGCCCUCGACUGUCAUCAUCGAGCAGUUCCGGCCUCCCGUUGGCAAGUUUGUCGUCGAGCUCCCCGCAGGCCUCAUCGACGGGGGCGAGUCGCCGGAGACGACCGCGAUCCGCGAGCUCGAAGAAGAGACGGGCUUCAAGGGCACCAAGAUCCUCGAGUCCUCGCCCCUGCUCGUCUGCGACCCCGGUAUGACGACGGCGAACAUGAAGCUCGUGGCCGUCGACGUGCCCUUUCCCGACAAACUCGAGAUGUCCGCACAGAAGCUCGAGCCAGGCGAGUACAUCACCGCACGCAUCGUCGAGCUGCCCAAGCUCGCCGCAGAGCUGAGAGAGUACGAGAAGAAGGGCUUUGUCGUCGACGCGAGGCUCUCGCAUUACGCGUCCGGGUACGAGAUGGCGGAGAGGUUGCGCCAGACGAAGUUGUGA
Molecule: messenger RNA, 627 nt
Organism: Fibroporia radiculosa
Lineage: Eukaryota; Fungi; Basidiomycota; Agaricomycetes; Polyporales; Fibroporiaceae
Exons: 9
Coding region: 1-627 (208 amino acids)
Biological process (GO): nucleoside phosphate metabolic process; ribose phosphate metabolic process
Cellular component (GO): nucleus
Molecular function (GO): ADP-ribose diphosphatase activity
Source: RefSeq, a predicted model, not a curated record